Molecule: messenger RNA, 2218 nt
Organism: Fulmarus glacialis (Northern fulmar)
Lineage: Eukaryota; Metazoa; Chordata; Aves; Procellariiformes; Procellariidae
Gene: EYA3
Product: EYA transcriptional coactivator and phosphatase 3
Exons: 17
Coding region: 1-1725 (574 amino acids)
Biological process (GO): cell differentiation; multicellular organism development; positive regulation of DNA repair
Cellular component (GO): nucleus
Molecular function (GO): protein tyrosine phosphatase activity
Source: RefSeq, a predicted model, not a curated record
AUGGAAGAGCCACAAGACUUACCCGAACAACCAGUGAAAAAAGCCAAGAUGCAGGAAUCCAGAGAACAAAGCUUGAGUCAUGUGAGCAACGCAGAAGUCAGCGAUCAGAAACCUGAAUCUUCAAGCCUUGGUUCAAACCUUCCCAUGUCCAGUGAGAUUAUGACAUGCACUGAUUAUAUCCCAAGGUCAUCAAAUGAUUAUACCUCACAAAUGUAUUCUGCAAAGCCAUAUACACAUAUCCUUUCUGUACCUGUAUCGGAAACAAUGAGCCCUUACCCUGGUCAGACUCAGUACCAAGCACUACAGCAGUCUCAGCCCUACACCAUCUACCCCCAGACCACCCAAACCUACGGACUACCUCCUUUCGGUGCACUGUGGCCAGGUAUGAAACCUGAAAGUGGUUUAAUUCAGACUCCAUCUACAAGUCAGCACAGUGUUCUUACCUGCACUACAGGGUUAACCACAAGCCAGCCCAGCCCAGCACAUUAUUCUUAUUGCAUUGAAGCAUCAACUACCAAUGCCAGUCCAGUCUCUACAUCCUCAACUGUUGUCAAUAUUUCCACUUCAGCAGUAGCCAGCAUCUCACAGGAAUAUCCUACGUACACGAUCCUUGGCCAAAGUCAGUACCAGACGUGUUACCCGAGUUCUGGCUUUGGAGUCGUAACACCAGCAGACAGCAACACGGAGAGUACUGCAUUAGCAACAACUACGUAUCCAACCGAAAAACCAAACGCCAUGGUGCCUACGCGGACGGUGCAGAGACAUUCCUCUGGAGAUGCAUCCACAAGUCCUUCAUUAUCAAGAGCAACAGCAAGCAAAGAGUUAGAUGAGCAGGCAAGAAAAAACAUCCCUGGGAAGAACAGGGGGAAGAGGAAAGCAGAUACCUCCUCCUCACAGGACAGUGAACUGGAACGAGUGUUUCUCUGGGACCUGGAUGAGACCAUUAUAAUCUUCCAUUCACUUCUCACAGGGUCUUAUGCUCAAAAAUAUGGCAAGGAUCCAACUCUAGUGAUUGGCUCAGGUCUGUCAAUGGAGGAGAUGAUUUUUGAAGUAGCUGAUACUCACUUGUUUUUCAAUGACUUGGAGGAGUGUGACCAGGUACACAUAGAAGAUGUGGCAUCUGAUGACAACGGCCAAGAUUUAAGCAACUACAAUUUCUCCACGGAUGGCUUCAGUGGCUCAGGAAGUAACGCAAAUCACAGCUCAUCAGUUGGUGUCCAGGGUGGAGUGGACUGGAUGAGAAAACUGGCCUUCCGCUACCGCAGGGUACGAGAGAUCUACGACAAAUACAAAACUAAUGUUGGAGGCCUUCUUAGCCCACAGAAGAGGGAAGCUCUGCAGCGACUAAGGACCGAUAUAGAAGUGCUAACGGAUUCCUGGCUGGAAACGGCAUUAAAGUCCCUGCUACUCAUACAGUCCAGAAAAAACUGUGUGAACAUCCUGAUCACAACCACCCAACUGGUGCCAGCUCUUGCCAAAGUUCUGCUGUAUGGUUUGGGCGAGGUGUUUCCCAUCGAAAAUAUUUAUAGUGCUACAAAAAUAGGUAAAGAGAGCUGUUUUGAGAGGAUCGUGUCACGAUUUGGAAAGAAAGUCACCUAUGUGGUAAUUGGAGAUGGGCGUGACGAAGAGGUUGCAGCUAAGCAGCACAACAUGCCUUUCUGGAGGAUCACAAAUCAUGCAGAUCUUGUGUCCCUUCACCAAGCCCUCGAGUUAGACUUUCUGUAAGAAGUUGGAGCAAAGGCGUGACUGCAGCUCCUGCAAGCCCUCUCCAUCGCUGCGGAGGCAGAAAUCUCAUACAUUUGGGGACUCACUUUUCAGCUUGAUGAAGAAAACAUACCUAAUGCAAACUGUACAGUAGAACAUGACACCAGGUCAUUUCCUCAGGAGCACAGGCCCUGCCAAGUACAAAAGUGUCCUAUAAAGAAGCACUAGACUCAGCAGAGCUAGAGCUUGUCUGAAGAAGAGACUUAUAGAAGCCAGCUGAAUUCCUCUAGCAAGUAGUCUCCAGAGGGAGGUGGUGAUACAACAGCAGAAGUAUUUGUAAGAGCCUUCUCCUUUCUAUUCAGCUUAGUUGUAGAACCCAAGUAAACACAAAACCUUAUUUUUAUAGAAAAAUACUGAUGGCAGAGCUGAACCUCCCUUGUUUCACAAAGCUGAAGAGAGCUAUGCUUUUUUUCCAUAGGAAAUAUUAAUGAAAAUGUCAAAAAUACCUCUAUUG